AUGUUCAGACUUGCGGUCUUCGCGCUGGCUCUAGCUCUGGCAUCAGCCAGCCUUGACGCUAACUGGCUGAUCUACAAGAAAACUCAUGAGAAGAGCUAUGACGAAAGAGAAGACGCUGUCCGUCACCUCAUCUGGAAAACCAAUCUCCAGAAGAUUGAACUGCACAAUGAGCUUUACGCCCAGGGUCUGUCCAGUUACUACAUGGGGGAGAAUCAUUUAACGGACAUGACAAGUGAGGAAGUAAACAGGAUGAUAAAAGGCUUGAAGAUCAACAGAAAGCUGAAUCCUGGCAACUACACGUCUGGACUCUACAAAGACAGCCUUCCUGCUGCAGUCGACUGGCGUGAAAAGAACGUGGUCACAAAGGUCAAAGAUCAGCUUGACUGCAUGUCAUGCUGGGCCUUCUCGGCAACUGGAGCUGUGGAAGGUGCUCAUGCCAUAGCCACCAAACAGCUGGUCAGCCUGUCAGAAGAAAAUCUCAUGGAUUGCAGAAGCAAAGCUGGGUGCAGCGAAGGUGGAUUCAUGGAUGACGCUUUUGCUUACAUAAUCAAAAACAAGGGAAUUGAUACAGAGGAUAGCUAUCAAUACGUUGCAAAGGAUGAACCGUGCGCAUUCAAACCCGAUAGCGUUGGAGCCACCAUCACAUCAUUCACAGACAUUACCUCUGGCAGUGAAGACGAGCUCCAAAAGGCUGUAGCCGAGAAAGGCCCUGUCAGUGUCGGCAUCGACGCUAACCAUGAUUCAUUCAUGUCGUACAAAGGCGGUAUUUACGACGAACCUAACUGCAGUUCUAAAGAACUCGACCAUGGUGUGUUGGUGGUUGGGUAUGGCAGCAAAGAUGGCAAGGAUUACUGGAUC
Candidula unifasciata is the source of this 858-nucleotide messenger RNA. NCBI's taxonomy places the organism in Eukaryota, Metazoa, Mollusca, Gastropoda, Stylommatophora, Geomitridae. The record is from the annotation of a GenBank genome assembly.